AUGAGGCGUGAAGUUUUCCUUCGCCUACUAGACGAUGUCCAGUCAGCUAACCCUUACUUCAGGCAAAAACGUGACAACAAAGAGCAGGUCAGCUUUUCGCCUCAUGUGAAAUUGACUUGCGCACUCCGAAUGAUGGCUUACGGACAAGUGGCCGACUCUCUUGAUGAAAACUUCAUGAUGGCUGAAUCUACUGCUAUAGAAAACUUCGGUGAAUUUUGUCGUACGAUCGUCACCAUCUACCAGCAACGAUAUCUUCGAGCACCAAACAUAGAGGAUCUGGAACAGCUCUUACAGCGAGCCGAACGACUAGGCUUUCUUGGAAUGAUAGGUUCGCUCGACUGCAUGCAUUGGCAAUGGAAGAACUGUCCAACUGGAUGGCAAGGAAGCUUUAGUGGAAAAUCAAGAAAACCAACCAUUGUUCUCGAAGCCCUGGCGGAUUUUGAUACAUGGAUCUGA
Messenger RNA from Rosa chinensis, 456 nucleotides. RefSeq lists its product as uncharacterized. The transcript has a single exon. The record is from RefSeq and is a predicted model, not a curated record. The coding region runs from base 1 to 456 and encodes 151 amino acids. Lineage: Eukaryota; Viridiplantae; Streptophyta; Magnoliopsida; Rosales; Rosaceae.